GGGUGCGAGCCAGAAAGUGAAACUUUUUUCUUUUCUUUUCUUUUCUUUCGUUUUGAGAACUUAGCAUUACUACUUUCUUUUCUUUCUUUCAGCUGUCGUCGGAGCCACCCACCGAUCCUCUCCAGAUCACUGCACUUCUUCUUCUUCUUCUCUCUCUCUCUCUCUCUCUCUCUGGUUUGCUUUGUUUUACUUUCUAUCUAUCUAUCUAUCUAUCUAUAAUUCUAUAUACUUCCUUCUACCUCGUUUUCCAAUUGAUUUCUUCCACCUCCAAUUUUAUACUUUGUUAUCAUUUCAUUUCCCUAUAUAGAUCGAUCAUAUACUUCACACGCCGCACUUUUCAUUGCUUCCAUAUAGAUCCAAUCAUCGAUUCCCGAUCUGAGUGAGCUCCACACUGCCAAUUUUAUAAUCUUCAAACCCUAAUUCCCAACCUUAUUUUCUCUUCCUUCCUGUAUGCGUCAUGUUUCUAACUUUUUUAUUAUGAGAGAUAUGCUCAAGACUGGGAGUUUUUCCCGUAAUUCAACUGGUAGUAGUAACACCACUAAGGCCGCCGCUGCAUCAGCUGCUGCCGCACUUAGACUCUCUUCACCUCAACAAUCUUUCAGACGUUUGGGAUUGUGUUCUCAGAUAUCAACUGCUGGUGAACAUUCCUCCCCUAUCGUCUUCCCCGAAAAACGAGGCAAAGUCAAGGCUUCCAAGAAACCCACCACCGAUGUCAUUCGCCAAUCCGGUGAUCAGGAUGCUGCAGCUAAGAAUUUUGAGCAUAGGAUUGACAUAGGAGCUGCUGCUGCUGCUGGAGAUGAGAAGUCUGAUUUGUUAGGGUAUGUCGUAUUCUCCGGAAAACUGGUUUUGGAUAAGAGAAAGAUUUCUGUAAAUAACAAUAACAAUGAUGCUCAACAAACUUCUUUCGAUACUACCAACCAAGCCGCCGUCGAUGCCAAACUAACAAGCAAAGCCUUACUUUGGGGAUCUCAUGUGCUCCACCUUGAUGAUGUCAUCUCGGUUUCUUAUCAUGCUGGUCUCAAACAUUUCACAGUGCACUCGUAUCCAAUGAAAAAAGCUUCAUGUGGUCUUUCUUGUUUUAUUAAAUCUCGAAGGAGUCGCAAAGACUUUCGUUUUGUGGCUUCAACAGUAGAAGAGGCAAUUCAGUGGGUUGGUGGAUUUGCUGAUCAACACUGUUUCGUUAACUGUCUACCUCACCCUUUAGUGUCUUCCAAGAAGCAAGCAUCCUCAGAAUUAUUUCAGACCGAUACCCCUCCUGAAUUGCUCUUUAGAUGCAAAACUCCACCUAAGAUGCUUGUAAUUUUAAACCCACGCUCAGGCCGAGGUCGUUCGAGUAAAGUUUUUCAUAGCGUUGUGGAACCAAUAUUUAGGCUUGCUGGGUUUAGAUUGGAGGUAGUCAAAACAACAUCUGCUGGUCAUGCCAGAAAUCUUGCAUCAACUGUAGACAUCAGCACUUGCCCUGAUGGAAUUAUAUGUGUUGGUGGUGAUGGGAUAAUCAACGAGGUUGUUAAUGGUCUCCUUAGUAGAGACAAUCAAAAGGAAGGAAUAUCUAUACCUAUUGGAAUUAUACCAGCUGGUUCUGAUAACUCACUCGUAUGGACUGUUCUUGGAGUUAGAGAUCCUGUUUCUGCAGCAAUGGCUAUUGUGAAGGGGGGCCUUACCGCUACAGAUGUCUUUGCUGUUGAAUGGAUUCAAAAUAAUAAAAUUCACUUUGGAUUAACAGUCUCAUAUUAUGGUUUUGUUAGCGAUGUGUUGGAACUUUCUGAAAAAUAUCAAAAGCGCUUUGGCCCACUGCGGUAUUUUGUUGCUGGAUUUCUCAAGUUCUUAUGCUUACCACGAUACAGCUAUGAAGUUGAAUAUCUUCCAGCAUCAAAAACUGAGAGAGAAGGAAAGCUUUCUGGUGAAAGGGAAGUAGUUGACAUGUCGGAGCUAUAUACUGACAUCAUGGGCAGAUCAAAUAAGGAUGGGAUGCCGAGGGCAUCUAGUCUUUCAAGUAUUGACUCAAUAAUGACUCCAAGUCGGAUAUCUGGUGGAGACCAGGAUACCUGUAGUAGUACUCAUGCUAGCACCGAACCUUCUGAGUUGGUGCGUGGCUUAGAUCCAAAGUCAAAACGCCUAUCAUCUGGAAGGAGCAAUAUCACAGCAGAGCCAGAAGUCAUCCAUCCACAGCUGCCUCUGUCAACAACUCCAAACUGGCCAAGAACCAGAUCUAAGUCAAGGAAUGAUAGAGGAUGGGCUGGAUUGACCACCACACACGAUAAUUCUAAAUGGGGAAAUGCAACAAAUGAUAGAGAGGAUAUAUCAUCUACACUGUCUGACCCAGGUCCUAUCUGGGAUGCUGAACCAAAAUGGGAUCCAGAGGCUAAUUGGGAUGUGGAAAAUCCAAUUGAGUUGCCAGGGCCACCAGAUGAUACAGAAGUAGGAUCCACAAAGGAGGUUGUGCCUCAUUUUGGAGACAAAUGGGUUGUUUCAAAGGGACAGUUUGUUGGUAUUCUGGUUUGCAACCAUGCCUGUAGAACUGUUCAGAGCUCUCAGGUGGUUGCUCCCAAGGCUGAGCAUGACGAUAACACUCUAGAUCUGAUCAUGGUUCAUGGGAGUGGAAGGCUGAGGCUGUUAAGAUUUUUCUUACUUCUACAGAUGGGUCGACACCUUUCACUACCAUAUGUUGAAUAUGUGAAGGUAAAGUCUGUCAGAAUAAAGUCUGGGAAACACACUCACAGUGGAUGUGGGAUUGAUGGCGAGCUUUUUGCACUCAAUGGACAAAUAAUUUCUUCUUUGCUUCCAGAACAGUGCAGGCUUAUUGGUCGCUUCCGUGUAUGAUUAGUGUGGGUUCUUUUUAAUUCUUUGACGGGUUUUGUGCUUUAGAUUGUGACCCUGUUUCUCCAUAUCAGUAAUCUGAUCCGCACAUGUUCAGUCAGUCUCCUAUCUAUUUCUACAACAUGGUGCGAAAGUCUGGAGAUGAUUUUUGGUCUACAUUCAAGUACUCCGUAUUAAAGGUGAUUCAAGGGUAACUUGUCUAACCAUAGGGAUCAACCGUGAACUACCAAAUCGUUCACCAAAUCACCUAGCACUAGCAGUAAUUAAUUAAAAUUGAUGAAGUAUUGAAGUCCUAAAAGAAUGUUGCUGUAAUUAAUUUUGUUUGUUGACAAAUUACUGUAGGUGGGACUGCAGCAAGAUUUUAUGUAAUCAAUUAUAUAUCUUCAAUAAACGUGGGUAGGGAUUGAUUAAGUUAUCUAAAUGCGUGGUCAUCUGCGGGAAAA
This is a messenger RNA of Trifolium pratense (red clover), 3260 nucleotides long. Its product is annotated as sphingoid long-chain bases kinase 1. The transcript is spliced from 9 exons. Lineage: Eukaryota; Viridiplantae; Streptophyta; Magnoliopsida; Fabales; Fabaceae. Gene Ontology annotation, cellular component: cytoplasm; intracellular membrane-bounded organelle; membrane. Gene Ontology annotation, molecular function: kinase activity. Gene Ontology annotation, biological process: sphingosine biosynthetic process. The record is from RefSeq and is a predicted model, not a curated record. The coding region runs from base 451 to 2820 and encodes 789 amino acids.